Messenger RNA from Lactuca sativa (garden lettuce), 1674 nucleotides. RefSeq lists its product as uncharacterized. The record is from RefSeq and is a predicted model, not a curated record. Lineage: Eukaryota; Viridiplantae; Streptophyta; Magnoliopsida; Asterales; Asteraceae.
AUGCAGCACAACGACACAAGCAUUAACUCCUUGAACAUCUCAGGCAGUUCAGACGACAAUGGUUAUCUGAUUUGGGAAGCUAUUACUUUAGAUCCAUUCGUUCACACAGAGACCAAAAGAAACAUCAAAACUCAGAAAGAAUACAAUCAAUUGCUUCUCGAUGUCAAAGAUGCGACCCAAGAUGAGAAAGAGAAACUCAUUAGCAAUGUUAAAGCUAUGAGGAUCAUCAGAUUUGCCCUGCAGGCAGACAUGUUUCGAUUGGUUAGCUCGUGUGAGACUGCGAAAGAAAUAUGGGAGAGGCUCAAGGAACUUUAUUCCAUAGACACAGACCUUAAGCAUUCAACUCAUACACUCCUACUUUCGGAGUUUGGGGCUUUCACACAAAACCCAGAUGAAAAUUUGAGUCAGACCUUCAAUCGCUACAACCAUGUUCUCAGCAGGAUGACCAAACACGACAUUGGAAGAGAAGUGAUCGAGCAGAAGGUUACAUUUAUGAAUGGUCUUAGGUCUGAAUGGAUGACAUGUGUCUCUACAGUUAAGGCUCACGAGCAGCUUAAGAGUUAUACUUUGGCUACGCUGGUGGGUAUUCUUAAAGCUCAUGAAAGCGAAGUGUCAAAGGAAGCGAAGGUUGUUUCCAGUAUGGGGUCUCUAGAUCUUAUUGCAAAAGGCAAAAUAGUUGCAGUCGAUGGAUCUGAAUCCGAUCACUCUGAAUGUGAUCUUACCACUGAAGAAUAUGCCAUGAUGGUUUCAAAUCCCAAGCGAUUCGCAAGAAAGAAAUUUCCUUUGAACAAGAUAGAAACCGGAAAAGAAGUUAUAGCUCAAAAAAGGAAAAUGUUGCAGAAGAUGUGUUUGGAGAGGUCGAAGUCUGGUCAACAGAUUCAUAGGAUGAUGAAGUUUGCAAGCCCAUACAUGGAAGGGGACUCGUUGCAAAGGAAGAAGUUGCACCUUGAUUGCAGAAUUGGUGACAAAAUUCAUAAAAUGAUCUUAUCAUUUCUAGAAUUAGAGGAAGAUGAAAUAGAUGCCGACUGUUACAAUUGUGAAUCCAUAUUUUCGUCCGAAGAAACUUCUGAUGCAUACAGGGUUGGACUGGAACGAAUUGAAUCUUAUAUUAUGUCCAAAGAACACAAAAAUAUGUUGAAACAACUUUUGGAUGAAAAAGAUAAGAAGCAAAUCAAUACAUCUGAAUUCGAUGAGGAUAGUGGUAUGAGCGAAAUUUCAGUAGAGGACAAAGUGGAUUGCUCAGAGUUUGUUAAACACGAACCUCUGCAAGUAAAAGACUUGAUUUCUGAAAAUUCGGUUGAAUUCAUGAACAACAAAGAUGGUUGUGAUGAAUUCUUUUGGUCCGCACUAAUUGAUAAUGCAGAAGAAACGAAGGGUCUAUCUGAAAGAACCUCUUGGAGAGUUAAAGGUCGAUAUGUGGCAGAACCACUGAAUAAUCGAUUAGCAUUUGAGAAGGGUAGCCCAAGUGGUACCAAUGGUUGUUCGUGUCACAUGACGGGAAGAAAGGAGGAGUUGAGAGAAUAUAGAGAACUGAAGGAUGGAGGUCUCGUGAAGUUUGGCAACAACGCUCUUGGAGAAAUCCAAGGAUAUGGAAUGAUAAAGAACGGUGAAUUCUCGAUUCACAAAGUGGGGUAUGUUAAAGGACUGCAACACAAUCUAAUAAGUGUUUCAUAG